Messenger RNA from Pungitius pungitius (ninespine stickleback), 2582 nucleotides. RefSeq names its product CD68 molecule (gene cd68). Gene Ontology annotation, cellular component: late endosome membrane; plasma membrane; lysosomal membrane. Bases 152 to 1177 code for a protein of 341 amino acids. The record is from RefSeq and is a predicted model, not a curated record. Gene Ontology annotation, biological process: establishment of protein localization to organelle. Lineage: Eukaryota; Metazoa; Chordata; Actinopteri; Perciformes; Gasterosteidae. The transcript is spliced from 6 exons.
UCGAGGAUACGUUUCGGGUGGUGCUGUUGGUCUCUGUCCGCUUGACGCUACUCACGUGCGGACACGCAGCGCAGUUGUCGCACAUUGAGUUGAGGGCAUAAGAAGAAGUGGCGCAGAGAGCGAAGAUCCGCAGCCUGUACCUGUUACCAAGAUGAAGAUCGCUGUUGUUUUCACCCUCGUAGUCUGCUGGGCUUUCACGGCGCUGUCAUUGGCUGAGGAUGCAAAUGAUUACAUACCUUCCGCAACCGUGAUUGCUGCAAAGGCCUUUGGCAAAUCCACCACCACCACCACCGCCAAGACCACGCCCACCACCAAGCCUACGACCACCACCAAGCCUACGACCACCACCAAGCCUACGACCACCGCCAAGUCCACCACCACGCCCACCACCAAGCCUACGACCACCGCCAAGUCCACCACCACGCCCACCACCAAGCCUACGACCACCGCCAAGUCCACCACCACGCCCACCACCAAGACCACGCCCACCACCAAGACCACGCCCACCACCAAGCCUACGACCACCGCCAAGCCCACUCCCAAGCCUACAACCCCAACCCCUCCCAAACCUACUCCUCCCACCACAAUGACUGCAGGAAACUACAACGUGACAGACAAAAAUGUGAUUUGCCUGGUUGCUCAAAUGGCCCUACAGAUCCGCCUGGUAACACCAAAGGCCAGUGGAAGCUUCCUUGUUCAGCCGAACAUGACAACAGCAAGCGGAGGUUGUCAGGGCAACCGGGCCAACCUUACCCUUAUCUUCAAAGAGGGCUGCAUCCAAUUUCUGUUCAACAAGAGCGCUGAUAAUACCGUCUACGUUGAUGCUGUGUCUUUCAACCUCUCCUACCCGUUGAUCACAGGAGGCCCAACCUCGUACACGGCCACUAACACAUCCACGCAUCUCUUCGCUGCAAAGCUCGGAAACUCCUACUCCUGCAAGAAGGAACCACUCGACAUGGGGAAAGGACUGUACCUUGACGUAGAUCAAGACAAGAUGCAGGCCUUCAACCUGACCAAGAGUAGCGGGUUUGGCCCUUCUGAACCCUGUGCUGCAGACCGCCCUGACUACCGCGUUGCCAUCGGGGUUGGAGUGACGUUGCUGGUGCUCAUUGUCAUCGUGUUGGUUGCAUACCUGCUGGGCCGCAGGAAGAGGGCUAAUGGCUACCAGUCUUUGUGAGGCAGGCCCCCUUUGAUCACAAUUUACAAUUUAGAAAACAAUCCUGUUAGACCUCCAACAACGUGCCCUUUUUCUGUUCAUCUACGCCUUCAGUUACCUGAUUUGCUCUUAUUAACAGUGCAUUAACUAGAGUUCCCAAUUAUGGAGGCUGGAGUGUGCCAUUGAAAUAAUUUUAGUCUUUGAAAGUGCUGAUUAUAACCUGAUUAUAAUCUCUUGUAUAUUUUUGUGAUCACUUAAUUAAUAAUCGGGUAUUAAAAUGGAGUCCAAAAAUAAAUUAGAAUUUUACUUUUUUCUAUCCCAUUAUCAUAUUUGUCUGUUUGUCAUUUGAUUGCAAUAGACAAAUGAAAUUAUUAAAUGUGUAAGCAGACUUUUUUGCAACAAUAAUCAAGAUAAUCAAUAACGAAUCCAUUAAUUAGAGAGAGAACAUAAAUGAUAAGUAAAUGAAAAUGUCAUGAAUUCAAAAUGCGUUUUAUCAUUCCAGUGGCACGCUCCAUAAAUAUGAGGUUUAACAUGCCAAUAGUCAUUAUUCAUAUGUGAGCCAUUGGAUGCGAGUGAAUUUACAGAUGAAUUCUCGUCCGGCUGGACAGAUUUCUGGAAUGCCAUUUGUAUAUUGGGAGACCGAAAACAAUACUAAUAAUGACAUUUUUUACAAACUGACAUCCUCGUAAAUACCCAAAUGACAAACUGACUAGUUCACAAUCCGUGAAGGUUAUUUCUUAUUAGUGACAAUGAUGCAAUUUUAUAGUCAACUCCUGACACAAGACUUUUUUUCAUCCAGUUAUACAUUAUACAAGUGAGCUAGAUUUUAUGGUGUUUAUUUCUUAAUUAUAUUCCAUUUGUGUAAAGAAGUGCAUGAUGAAAUGAUUUGGGGAUUUUCUUUAUUGUUUCAUGAUUCUGUGGAAAUGUAGUUAUUCCUUUGUUUUUCAAGAAUCACAGGAUUUACUUUUUUGGAAAGAAGGGAAACAUAUGUAGGUAAUUAUACUGAAUGUGUCUGCAUUAUUCAUUAACAUGAAGGGACCAUUUUUGGGAUGUUAGUGAGGGAUUAUUAAACAGAUCAACAAUAAUUGCACUGAUUGCUAUUCCAGCUUAAUUGCUUUUGUCUUUGUCAUAUAAUCUGUAGCUGUAAAAUGCAGCGAUGGAUCUUCCAUGUGGGCUAGUCCCCUAGCGAUGACUCCGUCGUUCACUAGGUUUGAUCUUAAUGCAAAGCAAACAAGCUCCCGGUUUUAGCUUCUUUAAUUGAUAUAUAUCAGGGUUGUGUACUUUUGUCAAACUCUUGAAAAGAAUGAAAAUGUAUGUAUUUCCGAUAAUGCUCGCAAGCUUCUGAGAAUUGCACAUGAUCAAUAUGUUUACCAGAUGAGGCAAAUGUGAUAUUUUGCAAUACAAAUAAAAGGAAAUUUGAUUGAAA